Molecule: messenger RNA, 2252 nt
Organism: Solenopsis invicta (red fire ant)
Lineage: Eukaryota; Metazoa; Arthropoda; Insecta; Hymenoptera; Formicidae
Product: nuclear pore complex protein DDB_G0274915
Exons: 5
Coding region: 169-1545 (458 amino acids)
Source: RefSeq, a predicted model, not a curated record
ACCAGCUGAGUCAGUCAUUCUUUCGCAGACUGCGACAACAUCAGGAUCAUUCGGUCUUUACGCGAUAAAGUGGUGAUAUACAAACAAUAUUUUAUAUAAGCAUUAUUAUUUCUCGGUUUUUCCGCGUUGACUUGCUUCAACUAAUUAAUCGACGAUACAAUCUGAAAGAUGGAUAUUAGGAUCUUCGCGCUGGUUGCUUUCGUUGCUGUCCUAGGAUCCUUUACGGAGGCCCGAUCCCCCUUUGGUUAUCCUUACAAUGGAGGACUACGUGUCGACAGGCCGUCGGCUAGUUUCGCCGCGUCCAGGUUGAAGCGAGAAGUCGAUUCGAAUGGUGAGAGUACCACCGAAUCUACUACCAGUCAAGCAACUACAACGACUUCCUCAGAUUCCACAGAUUCCACAACUUCAGAUUCAUCAUCGACCACAUCAUCAUCAACCACAGAAUCAUCAUCAACCACAGAAUCAUCAUCAACCACAGAAUCAUCAUCAACUACAGAAUCAUCAUCAACCACAGAAUCAUCAUCAACCACACCUUCAACAUCAUCCACCGAAGCCACUUCAACCACAGAGGCCACCUCUACCACAGAGGCCACAUCUUCCCCGACUACUCCGACUUCCACUUCCGAAACUACUCCAACAACUCCAUCCACUACACCUACAUCUAGCACAAGUCCAGAAACCACGACACCGACGUCUGAGACGAAGAAACCGGACGACAUUUUGUCACGUUCAAAUACCGAUGAAUCCGAAGACUCCACUAAGAAACCUGGACCAUCGGACGACAAAACGCCAACUCCCGGACCAUUCUUUGGUGCUCCUGGAUUCGGCUUUGGUGGUUAUGGUCCUAGUUUCGAUCCCUAUUUUGGUUAUCCUGGAUUCAACUCUAUACCAGCUUAUAACCCGAAUUAUGCAUGGACUGGUACAAACAACGGGCCAGGAUUUGCGUCUGCGGGCGCAUCCGCCGGAAGCUUUGGAUAUCCAUAUCCGACAAUGGGAUAUCCAACGGGAGGAUUUCCCACGAUGGAAUCACCAACGGGAUUAUAUCCCACAAUGGGACCACCAAUGGGAAUGUAUCCCACAGUAGGAUCACCGACGGGAUUAUAUCCCACGAUGGAAUCACCGACGGGAUCACCAUCUUUCGGAAGUCGAGGAGGAUUUCAAGAUAACUUACCGAACCAGGAUAAUUUACCAAACAAGGAUAGCUCACCAAACCAGAUUGGAUACAAUUUCGGCGGAGAUCCGUUGUAUAACGCAGGACCUGGAUUCUUUUACCCAGGACAAUUUCCUAAUAAUCCUUUUAACGAUCCCACUUUUGACAUGAUCAAACAAAUUCAGGCGCAGAUCGAGGCGCAGCAUCAGGCCAACAUGGAAUUCCACAACCGUUUGGCCAAUGAAGCCGCUAAUUACGGUGGCGGAAAUUACGGCGGCGGGAGCUACGGUGGCGGCGUACCGCAGGUUGCGAGUGCCAGUAUUGGCUUAGGCCCAUACGGUGGUUUCCAAAGCGGCCAAAUCAGUCCCUUCGCACAGAUUCCAGUCUUCUUAUAGUCUUUAUUACCGGCGAUCUCUCCGUCAUAGGCUUCUCCAGGAAUAGAGUCCAGAUUCGCGGAUGAACUGCCUCCACCAUCGGGUAAUAGCUUUGGAGUGUUUGCUAGUUCCAGUUCCUCCAGCAUGACCGGGCCGGAUGGCAGACCGAUUAACCAUAAGUCGUCGAUUACCGGCGUUAAUGAUAAUGGAAAAGUUUCUUUCCGCACUGUGCACGAUUAAUUAAAUAACACUUUUAAUCGUGCCUAUCUCUAUAAUCAUUAAUUAAAUGUUGUGUGCUAUGUACAAUGUUACAAUAAUAAUGAUGCAAUUUUAUAAUUCAAAUUUAUUACGUGUUACAAAAUAAGUUUGUAACUUAAGACAUUGAAACUCAGGCUCAAAUAUUUUCUUAAGAUUACCUCACAAAUACUCAAGUUUCUUAGAACCAAUAGAUUCUUUUUGUAAAAUUAAAGUUGUGACUUUUAUAUGAUUUUCUGUAAUUGUCAAUAACUCGACAAUUUUUACCUGUUUGCAAACAAAAUUCGUUUGCAAUACAAAAAAAUUUUUUAAUUUUAAGAAGGUUUUUUGGGUUAGUGUCAUGUUCUAUUCGAGCAAUAUCGAGUGAACACAUGACUCUUUUGCAUUUAAUUAUUACGUUUACUUGCUUAAAUAUAUUCAUAUUAUUGUAUCUUCUAUGUAAUACAUAAAUUAAACUCUUGAUGCUUUUAUAA